This is a messenger RNA of Bathycoccus prasinos, 651 nucleotides long. RefSeq lists its product with no specific name. Bases 1 to 651 code for a protein of 216 amino acids. Gene Ontology annotation, cellular component: chloroplast inner membrane; chloroplast thylakoid membrane. Lineage: Eukaryota; Viridiplantae; Chlorophyta; Mamiellophyceae; Mamiellales; Bathycoccaceae. The transcript has a single exon. The record is from RefSeq and is a predicted model, not a curated record.
AUGACUCCUUUUGCGUUUACGACGACGAAAACCUUUCCCUUUUCUUCUUCUUCUUCCUCCUGGACGAGAAGAGAAAGAAGAAGAGAACGAUCUCUGAGCGGAUCGUUUUCCUCGUGCAGUUCAAAUUCUUCUUCUUUGUCUUCUUCUUUUAACGACGGUCGAAAUUUUGCGCAAAACCGACGACAUUUUCAACGGUCCGAGAAAAAAAAAACGACGACACAGAUAAAAGCAAACAUCGAAGAUUACGACAUCGUCCCGAAAUCAGGAGGGAAAGCAAAAGGCGGGUUUGUCGGUGGGUUGUUAAUCGGCGGCGCGAUAUUCGGCGCGCUCGGGUUUUUGUUCGCGCCGCAGUUAAGCAAACACAUCUUGAAAGGGAAAAAAGUCUUGGACGAUUUGUUGGAGGAAGAAGAGGAAGAGGAGGAGGAAAAUUGGACAGAGGAAAAGGAGACGAACGCGACUUCCUCCUCCUCGAUAAAAUUAGAGAAACGAGCGGAAAAAGAGUUGGAGGAAACGAGGAAGAGUUUGAACCAAAAGAUUGCGGAGUUGAAUAAGGCGAUCGACGAGUUUAGCGACGAGGCGGAUGUGCGAUUGAACGCGAAGCUCGGGCGGUUGAGCGAAGAGCUCGAUUCCGCCGAAGCGAGGAGCUUUUGA